AUGUCACACCCCGAACUCGACGGCUACGACAAAGUAGCCUCAGCAAUGGCCCUAGAAUUCGGCUCUGCUAUAUUCCGCCGCUUUACCAAACUCAACCUCACCUAUCUACUCUACCUCCAAGGCGAGCUGACCUACAUCGAACGAGACCUAAAAGCUAUAAUCAAAGAAUCGAAAAAAUCAGAAUGUCCGGAGAAAUGGAGCUAUUUCUUUUCUGUAGCUGCGAUGAAGAAUUCGGAGUACUCGGCGCAAUGGGAGAAGGUGCUUGAGGGGAGGAGGUUGUUGAGGGAGUAUAACAGCACACUCCUCCAACUAUCCCAAAUGACACAAUUCAACAAACCCCCCAAAACCGACCUCGAGAUCUUUCGCGAAUUCCUCGAUCGAGAAGAACACGCCAAAGGUACGAUGAUCGAUCCGAUAGAUCAAUGGGGGGAAGACAACGAAGACGGUUUGAUCUGCGUGGGUAGUCCCCACGAUACAUCGGAUCGGUUCACCCGAUGGGUGAAUACGACUUUCGUUUCGUGGUUUCAUGAUAGGUGGGGGGUUAGGGAUAGUCAACGCCAAGACCUCGAAGCCGGCCUAUACAUCUACAACCACCAACGGAUAAAAUCCCACACCUACCUGAUCAGUCUAAUCAUCUUGGGAUUGUUACCCGCGACGUCGAUGAUCGUGUUAUAUUUUCUCACCAACACGGCGGCAAAAUUGGUCACUAUAUUUGUGUAUAAUAUGCUGUUUGUGAUGGUUAUGGGGUUGAUGUCUAAGGCGGGUCGGGUGGAGAUUUUUGCGGCUGCUACGGCGUUUGCUUCGGUGCAGGUUGCUAUGAUUACGACGGGGAAUUUGAAGUCGUGA
This is a messenger RNA of Aspergillus sclerotioniger CBS 115572, 846 nucleotides long. RefSeq lists its product as uncharacterized. The transcript is spliced from 4 exons. NCBI's taxonomy places the organism in Eukaryota, Fungi, Ascomycota, Eurotiomycetes, Eurotiales, Aspergillaceae. Bases 1 to 846 code for a protein of 281 amino acids. The record is from RefSeq and is a predicted model, not a curated record.